GGUGUAAACGGGAGAGGGUUGUGCUGCGCAUGUGCAGCCUUUCUAGCGUUGCCAUUUUGGUAGGUGGUGCCCGGGCAGGACGGAGGCGGCUCUGCAGUGCUAUCAUGGGGAACACCGCCAGUGAGAGGGUGUCUGGGGAACGCCAUAGCUCCAAGUCUCACCGCUCAGAUGGGGCCAGCAGCACCCACCAUGCCAAGGAUCAUUCACACAAAAUCAUGGUUGGCAGUACUGAUGAUCCCAAUGUCUUCAGCACCCAUGACUCCAAGCUUCCUGAGGAAAAGGGUUUUGUAUCAUGGCACCAUGACUUAGAUGAGUCAAUCAAGCCAACCCAGCAGGCUCGGCCCACUGUCAUCCGCUGGACUGAUGGAGGCAAGGAAGUCUUCAUCUCAGGAUCGUUCAACAAUUGGAGCACUAAGAUUCCCCUCAUUAAAAGCCACAAUGACUUUGUUGCUAUCCUGGACCUUCCUGAAGGUGAACACCAGUACAAGUUCUUUGUGGAUGGCCAGUGGGUACAUGAUUCCUCUGAGCCCGUGGUCACCAGUCAGAUGGGGACAAUUAACAAUAUUAUUCAUGUCAAGAAGUCUGACUUUGAAGUGUUUGAUGCUUUAAAAGUGGACUCCCUGGAAAGUUCAGAAAUUUCCUGCCGAGACCUUUCUGGCUCCCCUCCUGGAAUUUAUGGCCAGGAAAUGUAUGUAUAUCGGCCAGAGGAGCGUUUCAAAUCCCCACCAAUCCUUCCUCCCCAUCUCCUCCAGGUCAUACUUAACAAGGACACUAAUGUUUCAUGUGACCCAGCCCUCUUGCCUGAGCCAAACCACGUAAUGCUGAACCAUCUCUAUGCACUCUCAAUUAAGGAUGGUGUCAUGGUGCUCAGUGCUACCCAUCGCUACAAGAAGAAAUAUGUUACUACUCUCCUCUACAAACCCAUCUGAGUCAGGUCCUACUCAUUCCUUUGGGGACAGAGAGGCUGCAGAUUUGUCUGCACACCCCAAUAGGCCGGGCAGACAGCUUCUAGAUUCUUUUGUCAGAGGCAAAAGUUGUGUAUAAUCCCAGCCCCAUCUUGGUUUUUCAUGCUAAGAACUUGUUUUUCUGAUGACUUUUUCUGACAUAGAGCUUGCACCCCUUAGUUGCACAAACUAGUUGAACCACAUUUUUGGGUGCAUUCUCUCUUCUACACUGCAAACUAUGGCAAAAAUGGCUCCCUUUGGGGGAAAGUUAAGGAACAAGAUAAGAGGCUUGAGUCCCUCUUCUUGUUGGCUUAUCCUGCGCACCCUUUUGCAACCCUCUCCCUGCCCAAGAGUUUUUGAGGAGUGGCGCAGCAUCAAGACACAGACAGGCACUUCUUUAUUUCACCUAGCCUUGGCAGAGUCACCUGCUUCCUGACUUCAUGUUAUAGUUGUUUUUGUUUUUACAUGAUGCCUGUGGCUGGGCACUUUACAAUUAGGGUGGGGGCGAGGGCAGAAGAUGCCCAGAGAGGGGAGAUGUAUGUAUAUUGGCCAGAUGGUGAUGUAGAAUUGGUCCAACAUAUGGCCACAUGGAGCCUCCAGAUUCAGGUGUGGUAUGCCACGAAAUACCAGCUGGCUUAGAUGGACCUCUGCUCUGAUACAGCAGGACUGCACUUACAUUUUGAAUUGCAGGUCCUUUGUACGUGCAGCAUUAUUGUGAAAGUAAUUUCAGUGUGAUGCAAUCCCACACUGUAGGGUGUAUGUGUUUUCCUGUGUAGUUGUUUUAAUGUGUACCCUGUGAAGUGAAAUUGCACCAUUCAGAAGCUGCCUUUGUACUGUGGUACACACAUGUGAAAGGCACCUUGAGUCAUGCUCACUCCUAUGGGGAAUGUUUCCACUCCCAAAUAACAAUACCAGCUAUGGUCUGCAGAUAUGUGCAAACGAAUCUUCCACCUUGCUGAAUCAGACUCCAGCCUGGUGCCCCUGGGAAGCUGAUAAGCAGCAGAAACUAGUGACCACGUUCCUCCAUUGUUUGUUGCUUCAAGUGAAUCAAAGGCAUGCAGCCUGGUAACUGAAGGUACAUGGUCUCUCAGCAUGGAAGUUCUCUUUCAAGCUGUCAUGGCUAAUAAGGACUUGAUAGCCAUGUCCAUGGAAGAUAGAUCUGCUUACACAAUCCCCUCCCCGUAUUUGACUGUAUCUCUGACCACUAGCUGCCUAUUACUCCCCUCUGAUCCAAUCAUGAUUAAGCCUAGCCCUUUUUCACUGUAAGAAACAUUUCCACGAAUGAAGCAGGCACAAACCCUGGUGUCAGCAGCCAAAAGAAGUGUUUGAUUGAGACUUGAUGCCUAUAAUAAUGCAGGAAGGAGUCUGGUCCAUAUUCACAGGACACUAAACCUUGGAAUGGAAAGGGCUGUCCUUUCUCUGCUUCAGCCUUUUGACAGGGGUUUGGUGUCAUAAGACUUCUUUGGGGCUUUUCCUCUUCUCUUUCUCCUCCCCCCAAAUCCCCUUUUUCUUUCCUUCCUGGCCAGAUUGAAAGAUCCGGUCUUCUACUGCCUUGUUCUUAAAUUGCCUGCUUUAGUUACUGAAUUUGCCUUGGGAUGAGUUGCUGCCAGGGAUCAUCUUACACAGUUAA
Molecule: messenger RNA, 2574 nt
Organism: Elgaria multicarinata webbii
Lineage: Eukaryota; Metazoa; Chordata; Lepidosauria; Squamata; Anguidae
Gene: PRKAB2
Product: protein kinase AMP-activated non-catalytic subunit beta 2
Exons: 8
Coding region: 30-929 (299 amino acids)
Biological process (GO): signal transduction
Cellular component (GO): cytoplasm; nucleus; nucleotide-activated protein kinase complex
Molecular function (GO): protein kinase binding
Source: RefSeq, a predicted model, not a curated record